Messenger RNA from Quercus lobata, 2994 nucleotides. RefSeq lists its product as uncharacterized. The transcript has 3 exons. Lineage: Eukaryota; Viridiplantae; Streptophyta; Magnoliopsida; Fagales; Fagaceae. The coding region runs from base 1 to 2994 and encodes 997 amino acids. The record is from RefSeq and is a predicted model, not a curated record. Gene Ontology annotation, molecular function: nucleic acid binding; RNA-DNA hybrid ribonuclease activity.
AUGAAGGAAUAUCCCAAUAAGCGCAAUAAGAGUAAAUAUUGUACCUUCCACAAGGACCAUGGGCAUGACACGGAUGAAUGUUAUGACCUGAAGCAGCAGAUUGAGAAUCUUAUUAGACAAGGAAAGCUGAGGCACUUCGUUGGAAGGGAUCAUAGAGAUGAGAAGUUGAAAGGAAAAAUGGAGGAAUCGUCCCGGCCCCCACUAGGAGAGAUAAGGAUUAUCGUUGGAGGAAACUCGAUGGGGCAAUCUUCCAAGUCGAAGAAGACAUAUCUCAAAGUGGUGCAAAAAGUCCAGCUCUCUGGACAAUCACCAAGGACGAGAUCAAGGGACGAGCCGGCCAUUUCCUUCACCGACGAAGAUGCUGAAAGGAUCCAUCACCCGCAUGACGAUGCGAUUGUCAUUACUCUGCUUAUUACAGAUUAUAUAACCAGGAGAGUGUUAGUUGACAAUGGAAGCUCAGCAGACAUAUUGUACUACCCUGCCUUCCAACAGAUGAGGCUUGAGCGGGAUCAACUUCAUCCAGUUUGCUCACCACUGAUAGGGUUCGGAGGAAUGAAGGUGCAGCCCGUAGGCACCAUUACGUUACCAGUAGUGGUAGGGUCAUACCCACAGCAGAUAACUAGGGAAGUCAAUUUCCUCGUGGUGGACUGUUCAUCUUCAUAUAAUGCCAUUAUUGGAAGACCAACUCUGAACAGUUGGAAGACGAUAAUAUCUACCUACCAUCUAUCAGUCAAAUUUCCUACGGAGUACGGGAUAGGGCAAGCACAAGGAGAUCAGUUGGCAGCUAGAGAAUGCUACUUAGUCAUGAUGGCUUUGGACGAACAGGUGCAGACAAUGAGCAUCGAGGAAAGAAGGGUUAUUGCAAAGCCCACAGAGGUAUUGGAAGAUAUUCUUUUGCAAGAAAAUGAUCCCGAGAAAUUCACCAGAAUUGGAACAGGUAUGAAGGAGAAGGCAAGAAAAGACCUCAUCCAGUUCCUGAGAAAGAGUAUCGACGUUUUUACAUGGAGUCAUGACGACAUGCCAGGAAUCGACCCAAAUGUGAUCACUCAUCGAUUGAAUGUGUACCCCUUUUUUAAGCCUGUUCGUCAGAAGAAGAGGGUAUUCGCUCCCGAGUGGGAUAAGGCGAUCAAGGAAGAGGUUCAGAAACUGACCACGGCACAGUUCAUUAAGGAAGUCUAUUACCCGGAUUGUUAUCCUUUACUACGCAAUGAUCAAUUGGUGGACUCUACGGCUGGCCAUCAGUUGUUGAGCUUCAUGGACGCCUUCUCAGGAUAUAAUCAGAUCAAGAUGGAUGAAGCUGAUCAGGAAAAACCUUCCUUCAUUACCAGCCAAGGCUUGUUUUGCUACAAAGUGAUGCCUCUCAGUUUGAAGAACGCAGGGGCAACUUAUCAAAGGUUGGUAAAUCACAUGUUUCGUCCACAGAUAGGACGGAAUGUGGAGGUUUAUGUCGACGACAUGCUUGUGAAGAGCAUAGACAAGGGAAGCCAUCUAGAUGACCUACAGGAAACCUUUGAAACACUUCAGCGAUAUAAGAUGAAGUUGAACCCAAGUAAGUGUGCAUUCGGAGUAUCAUCGGGAAAGUUUCUGGGGUUCAUGGUUUCGCAAAGAGGAAUCGAGGCGAAUCCAGACAAGAUCCAAGCUAUAUUGGACAUGGAGCCACCGAAGAGUAUCAAGGAAGUCCAAUCCCUCACAGGACGAGUUGCUGCUUUGAACAGAUUUGUUUCGAAAGCCACAGACAAAUGUUUACCUUUCUUCAAAGUCCUCAGGAAGGCAUUUGAAUGGACGGACGAAUGUCAAAGGGCCUUCCAAGACCUGAAGGACUAUCUCACUACUGCCCCAUUAUUAAGUCCGUCUGUGCAAGGAGAAAAACUGUACCUAUACUUAGCGGUGUCCCCACACGCCGUAAGUUCAGCUUUAAUCAGAGAAGAAGAGAAAGUACAAAAACUUGUGUACUACACUAGCCGAGCACUCAGAGGAGCAGAGGGAAGGUAUCCGCUUAUAGAGAAAUUGGCUUUUGCACUGAUAACAGCUUCUAGGAAGUUAAGACAUUACUUCCAAGUUCAUGUUAUCAAUGUCAUGACGGACCAUCCGCUUAAGAAGGCAAUGAACAAGCUGGAAGCCGCAGGACGGCUGAUUCAAUGGGCGGUGGAACUUAGUGAAUUCGACAUUCGAUACCAACCGAGAAAUGCAAUAAAGGCUCAAGCCCUAGCAGAUUUGAUCGCAGAGUUCACUACGAGUCACGAGGAUCUUGGGGAAGGAGAGUACAAUAACAAAUGGGUCGUCCAUGUAGAUGGAUCGUCUACAUUGUAUGCUGGAGGAAUAGGAGUUGUUUUGCAGUCGCCAGAAGGAGUCAAAUUAAAGUACAAGGCCCGUUUGCAAUACCAGACUACUAACAAUGAAGUGGAGUAUGAAACCCUUUUAAAGGAGUUGGAGUUGGCCAAGUCUGUAGAAGCAGACUCAAUACUUGUCUUGGAAGACUCUCAAUUGGUCAUAGGCCAAGUAAAUGGGACAUGCAAAGCCAAGGAAGACAGAAUAAAGAAAUAUCUAAGGAAGGUAGUACGCCUUGUAAAGAAAUUCAAAAAAGCUGAUUUUGUUCAAAUCUCGAGGGAAGAGAAUAUGGAAGCAGAUAUUUUGGCGAAGGAAGCAUCUGGGAAUGAAGCGUUGGACGAGUUGGAUGAAGUACACUACAUGCCAAGUAUAGACCUUCCAGAAAUGCUGCAGAUAGAGGGUGACGGAAAUUGGAUGACCCCAAUACAACAUUCCCAGACAGCCAGCAGAAUAUCUCACGCCAAUGAUGGCCCCUUGGCCUUUCGCGCAAUGGGGACUGGACAUUUUGGGGCCUUUUCCAACUGGAACUCGGCAAAUGAAGUUUCUGGUAGUAGGAAUAGAUUACUUCACAAAAUGGGUGGAAGCCGAACCCUUAGCAAAAAUUACGCAGCAGAAUGUCAAGAACUUCGUCUGGAAGAACAUUGUAUGCAGAUUCGGGGUACCUAG